Molecule: messenger RNA, 309 nt
Organism: Salvia splendens (bonfire salvia)
Lineage: Eukaryota; Viridiplantae; Streptophyta; Magnoliopsida; Lamiales; Lamiaceae
Product: auxin-responsive protein SAUR50-like
Exons: 1
Coding region: 1-309 (102 amino acids)
Biological process (GO): response to auxin
Source: RefSeq, a predicted model, not a curated record
AUGGCCAUCAGAAAAUCAAACAAACUCACACAAAAAGCAAUGAUCAAGCAGAUCAUGAAGCAGUGCUCGAGCUUAGGGAAAAGGCACGGGUACGAAAACGACGAGGGGCUGCCUUUGGACGUGCCAAAGGGGCACUUCGUGGUGUACGUGGGCGUGAACAGGAGCCGAUACAUCGUUCCUAUCUCGAUUUUGAACAGGCCGGAAUUCGUGAGCCUGCUUCAACGAGCUGAGGAAGAAUUCGGAUUCGAUCACGACAUGGGGCUCACAAUUCCUUGUGAUGAACAAGUAUUCCAGUCAUUCCUUAGAUAG